This is a messenger RNA of Ananas comosus (pineapple), 1351 nucleotides long. RefSeq lists its product as uncharacterized. The transcript is spliced from 11 exons. Lineage: Eukaryota; Viridiplantae; Streptophyta; Magnoliopsida; Poales; Bromeliaceae. The coding region runs from base 50 to 1057 and encodes 335 amino acids. The record is from RefSeq and is a predicted model, not a curated record.
UCUCUCUCUCUCUCUCUCUCUCUCCCCCUCUUCUCAAGUUUUGCUCACCAUGGCAUUGAGAGGCGCCAUUUUUCUCCGCCCACAACCUCACCCUCCUCCUCUCCCCUCUCCCUCUCCCUACGCCCGUCGCUUCCGCCGCUCCCUCGUCGUCGUCGUCGCUGCCGCCGCCGCGAGUCGUCGGCGGCGCCCGCAAAACGCCGAUGGCGAGUUCUUCGUCGAUCACCGGUGCAUCGAUUGCGAUACGUGCCGUUGGAUGGCUCCGGAAGUGUUCGCCAGGGUUGAUGGAAAAUCUGCAGUAACGAAGCAGCCGAGUUCGGAGGAUGAAAUGAUCAAAGCCUUGCAGGCGUUACUUUCCUGUCCAACAAACUCCAUACAUAAUGAGAGACCUACCAAGAAGAUUCUAGAAGUGCAUAAGAUGUUUCCUCUUCCGAUAGAUGAAACUGUGCUACCAGGUGUCUAUCAUUGUGGUUACCACUCUGAGAAAUCAUAUGGAGCAACAUCCUAUCUUAUCACCCAUCCUGAAGGAAAUAUACUGGUUGAUUGUCCGAGAUACAAGGAGAAACUGGUACGGAACAUUGAGAUGCUUGGGGGAGCACGCUACAUGUUUUUGACUCACAAGGAUGAUGUAGGAGAUCACGAGAAGUGGUCCAAGCGGCUUAAAUGUGAGAGGAUUCUUCAUUCAGGAGAUGUAGAGGCUUCUACUGCAGAUGUUGAGAUGAAACUUCAUGGGGAAGGUCCGUGGAGCAUUGGAAAUGAUUUUGAGCUUGUCCAUACUCCAGGCCAUACAAAAGGCUCUGUAUGCUUGUAUUAUAAGCCACUGAAGGUUCUUUUCACUGGAGAUCAUCUUGCCAAAUCUGAAGAAUCUGACGAUUUAGUUAUCUUUCCAAUUUAUAAUCGUCAUUCAGUUAGCCUGCAACUGGACAGCGUUAAGAAGCUAAUCAACCUGAACUUUGAAUGGAUCCUACCAGGACACGGUCGGCGAAUCAGGUUUAAGGACAACCAAGAGAAGAAUUCAGCUUUAGAAGCCUGUCUGGACAAACAGCUUCUAUAUGCCUGACAACGGAAACAAUGUAUGUAUGUAUGUAUAGGAGUGUAUAUUACUCUGUAGUUUGAUGAAGGAAUAAGAGCUAACAAAACAAGGCCACCAAAAAGCCAAGAGAAGUUUGUGUAACUUUUUAGCCAACAAACUUGUAAUAUAAUAAUAGGCAUAAUACAUCAGCUCCACUGUACUUACCUCAUAUGUAAGAGGCAUGGAAGGUAGAAUACAAUUUUAUCUGAAACAGUGUAAGUUUUGUCGAAAUAAUGCAACUUUCGUUUCGAAAGAAUGUAAUUUUCAUUUCAAAGAAUUAAA